Molecule: messenger RNA, 7159 nt
Organism: Monomorium pharaonis (pharaoh ant)
Lineage: Eukaryota; Metazoa; Arthropoda; Insecta; Hymenoptera; Formicidae
Exons: 4
Coding region: 1875-4271 (798 amino acids)
Source: RefSeq, a predicted model, not a curated record
CGCUCGCCACCCGCUAUCCACAGCAGUUUCAGCCAGCCCGCCCGCCCGACUGACUGCCAGUGUCCCACCGCACGCCGAACCGUUUGCACUCAGAAGCGAUCAGGGAGCCCUUCUCUGCCUCCCUACCGGCCACCCGCUCGUAUACGCUCUCUCGUCGGCUCUCCGUCGGCUCUCGGCACCCCACUUUGCCCUUCCUCCUCGUCACCCACGGUCGCCCUCCCUCGUUUCCCUCGCCGACGCUCCGAUUCUGUCUCCCUUUUUCUCUAGCUUUGCACACACACACACACACACACGCGCGCGCAACUAUAGUUCUCUCUUUCCCUCUUGAAAUUUUCUCCCUCUCCGUCCGUAGCGCGCGGCGUUUCUUCGCAUCCCACUCUGUCCCACUCUGUCCCUCUCUCCUCGCUCUCCUCGACUGCCAGUCGAGUUACACUCGGCGAACGCAGCACGAGUACUCUGGCUAUCGUUCUCUCUCUCUCUCUCUCUCUUCGUCUCCUAUCUCCGUCGGCUCGUUCUCCGUCCCGUUUUUCCACCCUCCUACGUCCCGCUCUAUCUGUCCCUCUCUCUCUCCGACGUGUUUAGCCUCCCGCCUGGUUCCUCCUUCACGCCACUCUACGCUCCCUCCACUUUCCGCGCGACUCAACUCUCCUCGUCUCGCCACCGCAGCCAGCCGUCCUACCUCUCCGUUUUCGACUCCUCUCUCGUCUGUCGGUCCCGCUUCUCCCUCUCGCUCUCGGGAGUAACGCCGGUGUGUACUCCCGCUGUCACCUGAUCGCGGGACGCUUUUCGCGGGUGAGAUACCGCUCGGCCACCGAGUCAACCCAGUCUGCCGGCGCUCGCUCUUGCUCCGAUUCUUCCUUUUCGCUAUCUUCUCUCUCUCUCUCUCUCUCUCUCUCUCUCUCUCUCUCUCUCUCUCUCCCUCCCUUUCCCUCCCUCUCUCACUCAUUUUGUCCGUCUGUCCUCAUUCUGUCUCUCUUUUUCUCUCGCUCGCUCUGUCUUCUACUACUCCUCCUCCUCCCUCCCUCCCCACCCCCGCGCAGCCUUCCUCUACUCUUCCACCGCCGCUCUUCCUUCUGCCGGCCGUCGUCGUGGUCUUCCUUUACUCGCCUCGUUGCCGCGCGACGUCAACAUCGUCGGGCUGGUGGUUACCCGGUGGAAGACGAGAGCCGAGAAAAAAAGGAAAGCGAAGCACAGAAGAGUGGCCGCCACCGAGCAUCCGACGGCGCUCGUCCACGCGAGACCGGGUUGCGAGGACGAUCUCUCGCGCCUCUUCUUCCUCCUUUCACGGAUCUUCGCCGGCACGUCGCAGUCGUCCGAGGAGAGAGAGAGACGGAGAGGGAGGUGACACUUUCGGACGGACACGCGGCACGGAUCUCGCACACUCGCGGCGGACGCACGCGGUGGGACACGGAAGAGCGUUACAUUGCGGAUCGGUGACAGUGCCAAGAGAUCUCGUUUUUUUUCUUCUUCAUCUCUCUCUCCUUUUUCCGAUCGCCAUCCGGGCUCUUUGUCCCGAAAGCGGUUGCUUGGGCGCGGAUUUCGCUCCGAUCUUCGCCAGUGCGUGAGCGACCAUGCGUGUGAUCUCGAUGUGACAGUGCGAAGACGACGAUAUACAAGGGCGCAGCAUCACCUUGCCGUGGUCGUCGUCGCCAUUCCCGAAGGAGAACGCCGAGGCGUUUCUCAGGUGGCAUAAACCCGCGCAAGUGACUUAUCUCGUACGGACUACUUCGUAGUGAUACGAGUGAUCGUGGAUGAUUUCUACGUGGUGUAAUCUCUUGGUGUGAUAUCUCAAAGUGCGCUGGUCAAUGUCAAUGUGCCGUUCGCGAGCUAACGGUGAGCAGAACCCUGGUAGCGACACAUAAACAACGCACAAUAUGGCUAGCGCGACGACGAUGGGCCUACGUCGCAGAGCACCGGUGAACAGCUCGCCGACUCCCUCGGGCCAAUCAAUGUCCACGACGAGUACGUCGUCGUCGUCGUCAUCGUCGUUGUCGUCGUCGAGCAAGCGUUCGAGGAGCGAGAACAACAACAGCCCGUCCCACGGCAAUCUGAACUCGAUGAACGGCGGCACUCGGGACGAGCCGCCGACGAAGAAGUCCCGCGGGACUUCGACGAGCGGAGGGAAGGGUAAUAGCGCUUCCUGUCCCGCCUCCUCGUCCUCCAUCUCGACAAGCACGAGUAGUAUCUCAACCGAUAGCCAGAUCUCGAAGAGUCGUGGAACUUCCGUCUCGAGAUCGGCCACUCAGACCAAGUCGUCGUCCACUUCGACGGCUGCCAGCACGACCUCCUCCUCGACAGCAAACGAUAUAUCGAACGGUUCCGUGCUCUCGACUAGCUGGCCGACUAACACGUCGAACAUGUCGGACGUGCCGUCGUACGCUUCCGUGACCGGGCUGGGCUUGACGGGCGGACAAACGGCCGGCCUGUGCGCCGGAAGCCUCGGCAUGCCACCUACGCCGAUUCCACCCUACAUGUCGACCUCCAUGGCGACCUUCGUCGGCAACGCCACGAACCUCGGCAAGAGCUCGUCUGUCUCGUACCUCGACAUCUCCAACAUGACCAGUGGUUCCUUGGCCGCCGCUUCCGGCGCCGCGAACUCGUUAAACGGCGGAUACGCGACGGGCGGUACCGCCGCCGCCGCCGCCGCCGCGGUGGACGCGAAGACCGGAAUGGCGAUGUCCUAUACGGGGAUGUCAUCGCCGAAUAUGAAUGGCGGCGCGUAUAGCGUGCAAAAGGGUCAACAGCAACAGGGCCCGAAGGGAGUCGACGGGGCCGCCCCGUCGUCGAGAAAGUUUCAAAACGACGGCAUGUUCAACGCCUAUCAGCCGUGGGUGAUCAAGACGUAUGGCGAUCUGGCCAAGACCAAGACGAUCACCAUCAAGAAGUACGCGCGUAUCCUGAGGACAUUACGAGGCGAGGAGGUGAACAGCGCCGAGAACAGCAAGUUCCGCUUCUGGGUCAAGAGCAAGGGCUUCCACAUCGGCCAGCCGGAAGGCUACGACGCGAAAGCGGCCGACAGGAUUAUCGGACGUCACGCCGUCACGAGUCCGGGUUUGGAUCCGCCGCUCUACGUGCCCACGCAGCUGCCGCACAACAAGGCGUUAAAUGGCGCUGAAGGUACGGUUCCACCUGGAAGAGUGUACAAAAAAGUCGCGAUUGUGGAAAAUUUCUUCGACAUCAUCCACGCCGUUCACGUUGAUCUCGAAGGACGUCCUGGGAAACAUGCUGGUCAGAAGCGCACCUACAGAACAAUUACAGAGACGUACGCAUUCCUACCCCGAGAAGCGGUAACGCGAUUUCUGCUGGGCUGCACGGAAUGCCAACGGCGUCCACGGACGCCCAGUCCGACAAACUUAUCUAAUCAGCCGCAGUCUACGCAGUCAGCGGCACUAGGGUCGACGUCAACCCCGCUGAGUCCGAAUCCCGUUACUCUCGCGACCUCGUCGUCCUCGACGACGUUGUCCCCGUCGGUGCAAAGUAAUCCUAAGCCGCGCAACGGCCAACACGCAACGUCGGAGGGUAAAAACUUGCACAACUACAGGCACCAAAAGCAGCACAAGGCCGGCGGUGGUAGCGCCGCCGCUGACUCGAAACUGGAUAAAGACAAAGACGAGAAGUACAAUCCGCUGAGUAUCACGAAUCUACUGAAGAAAGACAACCCGGUGAAUAACAGUGGUUAUCUCGCGAGUUCGGACGCUUUGCCGGAAUCGAGGAGAACGCCGGAGUCGGAUCGAGCGAGCUCGAAGAGCUCGGCGUCGUCAAAGAGAAAACGGAUGCUGCCGGAGGGACGGACGCCCUCGCCGCAGCCCAGCCAGCCGUUGCCGAGACCCUGGAGCCCCGGGCUGGACCCCAAGAACACGCCCAUCGACUACAGCUUACCUAUCACCACUACGUACUUGAAGCAUCAGCAGAAGCUGCUCCAGGAGAAGAACAAGGAAACCGUUUGGAAUACAAUGAGAGAGGGAACGCACUCCGAAACGACGGAGUCGAAAGCCGUCUCGACCGUCGCGACGCCGCUCGUUGAGGAGACCGAGAGCGCCGAGAGGGAGAGGUUCUCGCCGGCCACCGGCCUGAUCGACACGAAUCUCAAUCUACUGGCAACUAUCCAGCAGCUGCAUUGUCAAGUGAUGCUGGCGCUUACCGCACGACUGCGACCGUCGUUGACGGUGCCGAAUCCGUUAGUUCUACCGUCGACGUCACCCAACGUUCUGGGAAGCACGAUGAUGAUGGGCACCGAGGUGUCGGUCCAGACAGGAGAGAAUCAUUCGUGAAUUAAUCGGCGCGAGAAGAGAAGAGAGAAGCGAACGGCCGAGCUUCACGAUGCUUUUUCACUCGGAGGUGCGUGAAUAGCUAUGAAUUAUGAUUAUCAUGGGAUAAAAAGAUUAGCGUUUCCCUGAGCGGAAUUAAUUCGCGUCGAUAAUACUGCCUGAGGAAGUCUCGCAUAUAUCGAGAUUGUAAUUCGUUUCGGACAAGCGUCCGCGACAAAAAAAAAAAAAAAAAAUUAAGCGCCGAUCAGACAAACGGAAGUCUGCAUUUACCAAAAGGACACGCGUUUAAAAUUCGUCCGCCCUAUUUGCAUUUCCGUCGCAGUCACACGCGGCUACACGAGGAGGCUACACAUCGCGUUACAAAAUGUCGAUCGCGAUCGCGCUUCAUCUUUAAUUCGUUCCUAAAUACGUAUCCGUUUGACGCGGACGAUUGCGAAUACAGUGACGGCUACUCAUCGGCUUUUCCCGCCUUUGGUCGCGAAGCGCGGAACGACAGAUAAACGCAAUUACAUAUUGAACCGGACGGGAUCGAUUAUCGUCGUUGUGCUCGUGUCACACAUUUCAUCCGAGCCGGGCCGACCGGCCUGAUGCUCGCUUGUGUCCGACGUCGUCGGUCGGCGCCCGAUAUAGACGGCGGGCCAAGCGAGCGGAAUAAUUCCCCAAGUCUGUCGAAAUACGGGUCGAUGUGUCAGGGAUUCGCGCGCGGUGCUUUCUAUGUCCGAUAUUUAGAGAUCCGUUACGCGGAGAGAGCGGAUCGCUAUUCGGCCGCCGCCGGACUCCGGUUCCGAAUCGAUCCGUCCAGGCGGGGCAAAAGCGACAGUCCGCGCGGCGACACCGCGAAGGUCCUGAAUAUUCAACGAGCCAGCGAGACGGGGAGGGAGCCCGAAGGGAAAAGAGAGAGAGAGAGAGAGAGAGAGAGAGAGAGAUAGAAAAGGAGAUCCGAUUUCUCGUUUUUGGGGCGUCAUCCGAUGAAUUCGAUAACAUUCGGCGUCGUUGUCGAAUUAUCUUUCAUCUUUUAAGGCGCGCUGCGAUUCGGCUCCUCGCGAAUUAUAGCGCAACUAAUUAUAACGUACUAUAAAAUGGGCGACCGACGCUCCAGAUGAACUCUUUGAAUUUUACGGUUCGUUUUUCCGUAACGGGAAUAUCCCGGCGCUAAUAAUUUCUGCGUUAUAAAUCAUAAAAACAGAUUGCGCGAAUUAAGCUUCGGGGUGGUAAAUAAAUAAUGCACCAUUGCCUGUCGAUACCGUUCAAUCUUUCAGGGGCCGGACUUUCUUGUGAACAGAAUUUUAUUUAAGGUUCGUCGGAGGCAAACGGAGAAAAUUUUUCCGCGGGGAAACAUACAUGUCGAGGGAUGAAGCAAUCCGUUUCGUCUUUUUGUACGUCCAUUUAAAGGGCGUAAUGCCUCUGCAAUAUCGGACGGUCUGAAUUAAUAUCGGAUAAUGCGCGAUCGGGUAACAUCUCAUUGACGAGGAAAGGCCGGUUGCAUCUAGUCGGUAUCUCGUUCUACCUUGUAAUCGUAAUAAUGUUAUCGCAUGUAAUUACACACAAUGUGAGGGUAUUUGAGGCGAGCCUGAGCGCGCGACUCGUCUCGUCUCGUCUCGUCUCGUCUUGUCUCGUCGCGUUUCGCUGAGAACCGGUUGAGAUCCGCUGUUAUCCGUGGUCCGCAAACUUCCCCUAUGUUGUACUAAUUAUUGUAUUAUUGUUAUUAUCAAUGCAAUGACUUUUUGGCGAGACUGCGUCGCGACCGUUUAAUUGGACACGUUAUUUCAGACGAAGAAAUAAAUCCGUUUUAUAUCAAUGUUGAAUUAAAGAUGAGCAUCAUUAUUAUAUUAAUAUAUAAUACAACUGUUUUUAAUUAUUUUAUUUAAAAAAUCUUUGUUCUUUUAAUUUUGCUUUUAAAAUAGAAAUAAUCAAACGAUAUUUCAGAUUUAUAUUGUUCUUUUAAAAUUAAUAUCAAUACGAUACUAAUUCAACUGAGAUUUACUUGGGAAAAGAGAUGAAUGCUUGUUUUUUCUUAUUUCGUGAAAAUUACUUGGAAGUGACUGAUAUAUAGUUUAGAUAUAUCAAUUUCGCGAAAUAACUUGUUCACUUGGCGAUCGCUGGAUCCGAUACCGACUCUAUACCAAAGGCAGCGUCACUUCGACCUCUCGCUUUGAGAGCGCCUCUCGUCUUCGUAGAGCAAACCGCAGGUAAGACGAAUCGGUUGCAGUUAGAAAUCGAUUGUUUCUCGCAUCGAGACCACGAUGAAACCCGUUUCGUGUCUGAUUGUGUAGCCUAGCCCCUCCUCCCCCUCAUGUAUGAUAUUACUCGAAGUAGCUCGUCUUUCGUGUAUAAUAUAUAGCGCGUCAUUAGCCGGUGAGGAAAAGCGAGGUACACCGGUAAAAUAGGCCUUGAGGUGUGCUUGCAGAAAAAGAUGUUUGUACUAGAAGUUCGAUAAUUGUCGUGAAAGUAGACAAGGGUUAAAAUCCUUAAGAAUGUCGUCUCGCAUUGGAUAUAUUAUAUAUACAUAUACAUAUUGAUAUAUAUGUAUCAUAUAUACGUAUACAUACAUAUGUAUGUAUAUAUAUUAUUUUGUACAUAAUCGUUGUACUAUAGUACGUAUAGUCUAUAUCAAGCCAAACCGCGCGAUUAUAUUAUUACUGACAGCGAUCAUUCUUUUACGACGGUAUUGUGUAUCGUUAUUAUUAUUAUUAUUAUUAUUAUUAUUAUUAUUAUUAUUAUUAUUAUUAUUGUAAUGAUCAUGGACUACUAUUUUUACUACCAUUGCUCUUAUAGCUCUCUCUUAUCGUUAUUUUAUUAUAAUUAUUAUUAAUUAUUAUCAUAUACAUGAGUAUUGUAUUACUGUAUUAAUAUUAUUAUAUUUAAAUUGUGCGCGCGGAACAAACGGAAAA